Messenger RNA from Vigna radiata var. radiata (mung bean), 1454 nucleotides. Its product is annotated as F-box protein PP2-B10. The transcript has 3 exons. The record is from RefSeq and is a predicted model, not a curated record. Lineage: Eukaryota; Viridiplantae; Streptophyta; Magnoliopsida; Fabales; Fabaceae. Gene Ontology annotation, molecular function: protein binding. Bases 121 to 897 code for a protein of 258 amino acids.
CCCAAAGAGAUUGUUAGAAAUGCCGUGUCCCCCACAUUUUGUUCUGAGAAACAUGCCAAAUAAGUUACCAGAAUUUUGAGUCAGUAAUAGAUUUUAUCUGGAAAAGCUUGACAGAUAUCAAUGGAGUUUGAAGAUUUGGCAGAGGGAUGCAUUGCAGAGAUACUGUCACAUACCUCUCCCAUGGAUGCAUGCAAGCUCUCCUUAGUUUCAAGAGCCUUUUGUUCUGCAGCUGAAUCUGAUUUUGUGUGGUCCGCUUUUCUCCUCAACUUGACCUCAAUAAUUCCUCCUUCUUCCAUUCCCUCAUCCAGUUCUAAGAAGGGUCUCUAUUUCAAUCUCUGCAACCACCCCACCAUCAUUGAUCAGGGCAAAAAGAGUGUUCAGCUGGACAAAAGGACAGGGAAGAAGUGUUACAUGCUUUCUGCUAGAAAUCUGGACAUUAUAUGGGGUGAUGCCGCUCAACAUUGGGAGUGGACAAGCCUGCCAGACUCCAGGUUCGAAGCGGUUGCUGUGCUUCGUGCUGUGUGCUGGUUUGAUAUCAGUGGGAAGAUAAGCACAGUUGGUCUGUCAUCAGACACUGAUUAUGCAGUAUUUCUGGUGUUCAAGAUGAUUAAUGCAAGUGGGUUUCAUUACCAUCCGACAGUGAUAUCAGUUGGUGUUUCUGGAGGUAGUACCAACACGAAAUACGUCUGUUUGGAUCUGAACGUGAAAGAUAAUUGUUUGAGAGAACUACAAUGUCCUAAAGUGAGAAGUGAUGGGUGGUUGGAGAUUGAGAUGGGAGAGUUCUUCAAUUCAGGCCUAAAAGAAGAGCAAUUGCAAAUAAAAGUCAUGGAGACAACAAGUCAUAUACAGAAGUGUGGUUUCAUUCUUGAAGGAAUAGAGCUUAGGCCUAAACAUUGAUAUGUGAAAAGAGUUGUUUGGCCUGAGAAGAGUGAAAUUACAAAGAAUUCAUAGUUCCUGUUACCCUUUUUUUUUCAUAUUUUUAUUUUUGUAUACCCUUUUACAUUGAAUCAACCUUUUACCAGAGUGGAAGAUUUUUGAUUACCCAUGUUUUGUUUUGCUCCAGAGUUUUACUUUCCUUGCACAUAGCAUCUUUUGUAGGUUAGAGGUUCAACACAGUAACAUAAGUAGCUAUGGGAUAAGAAAGAGGUAUGAGUUCUCACCCUUAGAUCAGGAGCUGUGACUUUCUGCACUCCCUUUGUCCUCCAUAAAAGGAAAAGCAUAAACUUUGUUGAGCAAUUGUUCCAUUGGAGUGUGAGAGGUGGAUCAAAGUAAGGAAUAAAGGUACAUCCUUUAACAAAAGGGUAAACAUCUUAUGAGACUUGACAUGAUGGGAACAUUCAAGGAAGAUGCAUUUUCUCUGAAAUGUGUGUGUAAUUGAGCAUGCAUGCUGUGAAAUAGCAACUCUUAUGGAAUUGGCUUUAUGAGAUGAAUUACAGUAAGCACACAUUUUCAAA